Molecule: messenger RNA, 768 nt
Organism: Colius striatus (speckled mousebird)
Lineage: Eukaryota; Metazoa; Chordata; Aves; Coliiformes; Coliidae
Gene: C1QL3
Product: complement C1q like 3
Exons: 2
Coding region: 1-768 (255 amino acids)
Molecular function (GO): protein binding
Source: RefSeq, a predicted model, not a curated record
AUGGUGCUGCUGCUCGUCAUCCUCAUCCCGGUGCUGGUCAGCUCGGCCGGCACCUCGGCGCACUACGAGAUGCUGGGCACCUGCCGCAUGGUCUGCGACCCCUACGGCGGCACCAAGGCGCCCAGCACGGCGGCCACGCCCGACCGCGGCCUCAUGCAGUCCCUGCCUACCUUCAUCCAGGGGCCCAAGGGGGAGGCCGGCCGGCCGGGCAAAGCGGGGCCCCGCGGCCCCCCGGGGGAGCCGGGGCCGCCCGGCCCGGUGGGGCCGCCGGGUGAGAAGGGAGAGCCGGGGCGGCAAGGGCUGCCGGGCCCCCCCGGGGCGCCGGGGUUGAACGCGGCGGGGGCCAUCAGCGCCGCCACCUACAGCACCAUCCCCAAGAUCGCCUUCUACGCCGGCCUCAAGCGGCAGCACGAGGGCUACGAGGUGCUCAAGUUCGACGACGUGGUCACCAACCUGGGUAACCACUACGACCCCACCACCGGCAAGUUCACCUGCUCCAUCCCCGGCAUCUACUUCUUCACCUACCAUGUGCUCAUGCGGGGCGGCGACGGCACUAGCAUGUGGGCCGACCUCUGCAAGAACAACCAGGUUCGAGCCAGUGCGAUUGCUCAGGACGCCGACCAGAACUACGACUACGCCAGUAACAGCGUGGUCCUUCACCUGGAGCCAGGAGAUGAAGUUUACAUUAAAUUAGACGGAGGAAAAGCACACGGAGGGAACAACAACAAAUACAGCACAUUUUCUGGAUUUAUUAUUUAUGCUGACUGA